UUUUCCUUUUCCUGCCUCCAAAUGCCUUCUCCGAGGCUGAAGCUGGGCAGGUCUCCAAAGGUACAGCAGCCACAACAAUCCCGCAGUUCAAAGUUAAGCAGCAGUUGCACAACUUCCAGCAACUCUCUUAACAGGCUGCUAAUGAGCUGAAAGCCAGAAACAUCUAAGGAGGUGAAGAGGAAGCUUCUAGUUCUCCACCCUCCACCCUGGAAAUCCAGAUAUUCCCAGCCCCCUUCAGAUAACUUUGAGUUCCAGUGGUUGGUGUUCCCUUGCCUAACGGACCAUGGCUCCCUUUGGAAGAAACUUGCUGAAGACUCGACAUAAAAACAGAUCUCCAACUAAAGACGUGGAUUCCGAAGAGAAGGAAAUUGUGGUUUGGGUUUGCCAAGAAGAGAAGACGGUCUGUGGGCUAACCAGACGCACCACCUCUGCUGAUGUCAUCCAGGCUUUGCUUGAAGAACAUGAGACUGCAUUUGGAGAGAAACGAUUUCUUUUGGGGAAGCCCAGUGAUUACUGCAUCAUAGAGAAGUGGAGAGGAUCUGAAAGGGUUCUUCCUCCACUAACUAGAAUCCUGAAGCUUUGGAAAGCAUGGGGAGAUGAGCAGCCUAAUAUGCAGUUUGUUUUGGUUAAAGCAGAUGCUUUUCUUCCAGUUCCUUUGUGGCGGACAGCUGAAGCCAAAUUAGUGCAAAACACAGAAAAACUAUGGGAGCUCAGCCCAGCAAAUUACAUGAAGACGUUACCACCAGAUAAACAAAAAAGAAUCGUCAGAAAAACUUUCAGGAAACUGGCUAAAAUUAAACAGGGCUCAGUUUCCCAGGAUCGAGACAGUAUGGAAACAUUAGUUCAUCUGAUUAUUUCCCAGGAUCAUACUAUUCAUCAGCAAGUCAAGAGAAUGAAAGAGCUGGAUCUGGAAAUUGAAAAGUGUGAAGCAAAAUUCCACCUUGACCGGGUAGAAAAUGAUGGAGAAAAUUAUGUCCAGGACGCAUACUUAAUGCCCAAUUUCAGUGAAGCUGAGCCAAAGCUAGGCUUGGAGUAUGAUGAAAACCAGAUUCUGGAGGACCCGAGUGAAAGUGAUGGAAUUCUACAGCUGGAGGAACAACUCACAUAUUACAGAAAGCUCAUUGAUAAGCUCUCGGCCGAAAUAGAAAAAGAGGUGAGAAGUGUUGGCACUGAGAUAGAUGAGGAUGCAGAAGGGGCAGCUGCAAGUGAACUUGAAAGCUCUAAUUUAGAAAGUGUUAAGUGUGAUUUGGAGAAAAGCAUGAAAGCUGGUUUAACAAUCCACUCUCACUUGAGUGGCAUCCAGAAAGAGAUUAAAUACAGUGACUCAUUGCUUCAGAUGAAAGCUAAAGAGUAUGAGCUCCUGGCCAAGGAGUUCACUUCACUUCAUAUCAGCAACAAAGAUGAAUGCCAGCAGAAGGACAGCAGAGGGAAGGAAUCUGAGGUCACUACCACCAGCGGGGAGGUUCCUCCUUUUACUCAAAAAGUAUUUAACACGCACACAAAUGACACAGACUCAGACACUGGGAUUAGCUCCAACCACAGUCAAGACUCAGAAGCAACUGGAGGCGAUGUGGUGCUGUGGUCAACAUAAUUUGAAAGGCUUCUUUCUGACCUACUUUAAUGUUCGUGUAAUAGGAAACCUUAUUUUAAAUAGUACAUCCUGGGAAAAAUGUAAAUCACGUUAAAGUAUUCAGGAGUUAAUAAAAAGUAGAGAAAUCUGUAACCUUGUUUUUGAUUUAAGAUUUCCGACCUGACCUAAUUAUUUUAAGUUCAAACAAUGGACUGUUAGGCAUGCAGCACAAAUAGCUUGCAGGUGUAUAACAGAAAUAAUUUGAUGGAAUUAUAAUCUCCCACAGCUUCUAUGAGAAAUGAUUUCUUCAAGCUAAUUCUUGAUAUUAUGUAGUCAAUAUAUUGAAACUGUACAUAUGAACAAGAAAAAUUAAAAUGCGCUGUAAUAUA
Phacochoerus africanus (Common warthog) is the source of this 1959-nucleotide messenger RNA. RefSeq names its product Ras association domain family member 9 (gene RASSF9). The transcript has 2 exons. Gene Ontology annotation, biological process: signal transduction. The coding region runs from base 284 to 1591 and encodes 435 amino acids. Lineage: Eukaryota; Metazoa; Chordata; Mammalia; Artiodactyla; Suidae. The record is from RefSeq and is a predicted model, not a curated record.